Molecule: messenger RNA, 1097 nt
Organism: Gavia stellata (red-throated loon)
Lineage: Eukaryota; Metazoa; Chordata; Aves; Gaviiformes; Gaviidae
Gene: OGFOD3
Product: 2-oxoglutarate and iron dependent oxygenase domain containing 3
Exons: 9
Coding region: 1-966 (321 amino acids)
Cellular component (GO): membrane
Molecular function (GO): iron ion binding; oxidoreductase activity, acting on paired donors, with incorporation or reduction of molecular oxygen; L-ascorbic acid binding
Source: RefSeq, a predicted model, not a curated record
AUGGCUCCGCAGCGGCGGGCGGCCCCGCGCGGCCCCGAGAGCGGCGGGAUGGCGGCUGGGCCGGACCGCGGGGGCCGCCGCCGCCACAGCAGUGCCAAGAAGAGCAGAGGCCAGCAAGAGUCACGGUGGAGGUGGCUGAAGACAGCGUUCCUCCUCUCCUCUGCCGCUGUCGGUGGCCUCCUGAGCUGGAGCUACCUGAGCGCCGAGGAUGGGGUCACAGAGGUGCUGGCUCAUCACAGCGAGAGCCUGCAGGACAAGUUCAUUGAGGUCCCCUGCUCUGAGGACUACGACAGCCACAAAAGAUUUGAAGGGUGCACUCCUAGGAAGUGUGGAAGAGGUGUGACUGAUGCAGUAAUCACAAGGGAAGAAGCUGAAAGAAUCCGUAGAAUAGCAGAGAGGGGACUGUCGUUGGGAGGAUCUGAUGGAGGGGCAUCAAUUCUGGACCUGCAUUCUGGAGCUCUCUCACUGGGGAAGCAUUUUGUUAAUCUGUACAGGUACUUUGGGGACAAAAUUCAAGACAUCUUCACAGAAGAGGAUUUUGCAUUAUAUCGUGAUGUGAGACAGAGAAUCCAACAAAGGAUUGCUCAGGCGUUUGGUAUCAGCUCUGCUUCCAUGUACCUGACCAAGCCAACAUUCUUCUCGAGAAUAAACAACACAGAAGCCAAGACAACACACGAUGAAUACUGGCACCCACACGUUGACAAGGUAACGUAUGGCUCUUUUGACUAUACGUCACUGCUCUAUCUCUCCGACUACACCGAAGAUUUUGGUGGUGGACGGUUUGUCUUUAUGGAUGCAGGUUCCAACAAGACGAUAGAGCCCCGAGCAGGCCGGGUUUCCUUUUUCACCUCUGGAUCGGAGAACCUUCAUCGGGUGGAAAAGGUUCACUGGGGCACGCGCUAUGCCAUCACCAUCUCCUUCACUUGCAACCCAGACCAUGGCAUUGGGGAUCCAGUCUUGAUGUAAUUCCUCUGGGAAUGGAACAUGAGGUCAAAUGGAAUGAGAGAAGCCCUGCAAGAGGAGAGGAAAGAGGGAGAUAACAUCUCUUGUAACAUCACAUUCAAUUAGAAUUUCCCAGCUAUAUUAAUAUAUUGUAA